AUGCGCAUUUCCAUCAAAAAUACGCUUGAUGGUGAUAGCUUACAAUUGAUAGAGAAAAAAUCAGAUUAUCUACAAAUACCUGAACACCAAAUAUUUCCACCAGAACAUAACCGAUCUGAAUAUUAUGAAGAAGAUAGUAUUCAAACUCCUGAAUAUUUUAGUGUCAAAGAUAUAAAUGUACACUAG
Molecule: messenger RNA, 186 nt
Organism: Funneliformis caledonium
Lineage: Eukaryota; Fungi; Glomeromycota; Glomeromycetes; Glomerales; Glomeraceae
Source: the annotation of a GenBank genome assembly